CUUAAAAUAUUAGUUCAAUAAUUACCUUAAAAGCAACUUAAAUUAUUAAUUUAAUAAUUACCUUAAAAGUGUGAGUGACAGUAUGUAACACGCAAUUCUUAGAAAGUGAUCAAUUUCGUAAAGUGAUAUUAUUGUUACAAUAAAAUUAAUUUAAAUAAAAAUAUGAUAUAUGAAUUGUAUAUGUGCCUAUUUAUUAGUAUUGCAUUACGUGUAUAAUUGUACGAAGAACGUGAAAUGUGGAAGAUUGACUAUUUAAUUUAAAAGUAUUGAAGUUAUAGUUUAUUGAAUUACAGUGUAAAAAGAAUCUCUUUUAUAAUGAAGAACGAAAAGAAAAUGAGUGGGGAAGGAGUUAAAGUAGUUCCUCCAGAUGGAAACUGGGGGUGGAUGAUAGUCGUGGCGUAUGCAUUAAAUGGGAUGUGCACGGUAUCUCUUAUGCAAGGAUUCGUAUUAGUAUUCAAAGACACGUUUCCACUUUUUGGUUUCAAUGCAACAGAAAGCACAAUUAUUAUUAAUACAAAUUUAGCGUUUGGUAUGAUACUUGGAUUGACCAAUGGCCCACUACUGCGGACCUUUGGAUACAGGAAAAUGGCUGUGAUUGGUAGUUUACUUUAUAGUACUGGAGUAAUUAUGACAACGUUUGCAAGAUCAUUCACUCUCCUCAUAAUCUGCUAUGGAAUAUUUGCUUCACUGGGUACGUGUAUAACGAUGUCUGCCUUUUCGUACGCACUGAAUUCUUAUUUUACAACGAAAAGGGGACGAGCAAUAUCUUUAGCAUUAACAAUUAGCGGAUUUGGUCCUAUAAUUGUACCCCAAAUAACUACGUUCUUGGUUUCGUACUAUGGAUCUCAGGGUACAAUAUUAUUAUUUGGAGCAUUCAGUUUACAUUCCUUGAUGGGUAGCUUGCUACUUCGCCCUCUGAAAUGGUAUACAAAAAAUGUGACAGAUGAAUCGAAUACAACGAAUGAAGUACAAUUAACUAAUGAAAAAGAAAAUAAAAACAUAGACGAGAAAAGUAAUAUUCCGGACGAAGUAAGUCUAAAAGCUUCGGUAUUGGAUUUAACGGAAAAUGUACCACGAAGAAGGAACAUGACUAUUUCGAGCAUCGAUCAUGAUGCUGAAAUUGGAAGCAUAUACGGAUAUGACACAAUAUCAUACGUUCGGCAAUUAUCAGAAACGCCAAGUGAACAAGAUGUAUACAGAAGCACUGAAGAUUGUCGCGCGGCAAAAGAGCGUAAAGUAGCUCGUCUUAAUAAACGAUAUAAAAGCAUCGAGACGAUUAAUCUUGGUAGCAGUAUUAAAAUUUUUGAAGGGAAGCCUAACUCUUCGGUGAAAUACAAUAAUUUAAAUAGUCGUGAAGACGAUUAUGAUACGCUAAAUACAACGGAAAGUAAUACUUUGCUAGAAGAAAAUAAUACUAAAAAGAUGGAUAGUGGAACUGAUUACAAAGAAAAGACUGAGAAGACAAACAAGUGCCGAAUAUUCAAGAUAAUAACAGAUUUAUUCGAUCUCGAUCUACUACGAGAUCCAAUCUACGUAAAUAUGAUGAUAGGAAUGUCUGUGGCUAUUUUUGCUGAAAUCAAUUUCUCUCAGUUAACACCAUUUAUUUUGUCGGAUAUGAAGUUCACAAAUAAUCAAAUUGCGACCGUAAUGAGUACCAUUGCCAGUGUCGAUCUCGUCUUUAGAAGUAUUUCUCCUUUCGUUGGAGAAUGGCUCCAUCAACCUCCAAGGAUAAUGUACAUGUUUAGCUUGUGCCUUUUAAUUAUUAGCAGAACAGCUUUAAUAUUCACCAAGGGAUUCAUCUCAGUAAUAAGUGUGGCUGUAGGCUUGGGAAUAGCUAAAGGUUUUCGUUCAGUUUACAUGAGUUUGGUGAUUCCAUCGUACGUGCCAAUUCACAGAUUACCGAAUGCUUCAGGAAUUCAAAUGAUAGUAAAUGGAGUGAUACUUCUUUCUGCUGGACCAAUGCUAGGUGUGAUGCGUGAUAACGUCGGAAGCUAUACACCUAGUUUAAUCACCAUAAACUGCGUUACAGCACUUACAGUGAUAAUAUGGUCAGUAGAAAUGUCAAUCGUCCGAAGAAAAAAUUCACAGAAAAAAAUAGCGCAAGAAGAAUGCUGAUAUAACAGAAAAAUUAGUUAAAAUUCAUUUUCUAUUUAUGUGUACCAUCAACUUUCCAUUUCAACAUCAACAGGUCUAUUUAUUAGAAAAGUAUUAUGUAAGGACGAGAAUAGAAUAAAAAAAUAUUAUUUUAAGUAGCAUUGAAAGUUCUGUGUAUAAAUGUAAUAAAUCAUAGUGUACGUGUGUUUUACUGAUAUUAUUAUAAAAUAUUAGAAAUUUUUGUACAAGACGUUGUU
Messenger RNA from Megachile rotundata (alfalfa leafcutting bee), 2351 nucleotides. RefSeq lists its product as uncharacterized. The record is from RefSeq and is a predicted model, not a curated record. Gene Ontology annotation, biological process: transmembrane transport; monocarboxylic acid transport. Lineage: Eukaryota; Metazoa; Arthropoda; Insecta; Hymenoptera; Megachilidae. Gene Ontology annotation, molecular function: monocarboxylic acid transmembrane transporter activity.